UGCUUCAGUGAAGGAGCACUUUGAUGACUAAUCACAUGAAGUACUUUGAAUUUUCUUUCUUUUUCAACUUGAAUGAAAGUGGAGGCAUCGAGUUUGCCCAGCUUUGUCGCACACACUGGUGACGUACUUGAUAUUUUUCAUACCAUGGCAAGAGGUCAGCAAAAGAUUCAAUCUCAACAGAAAAAUGCUGAGAAAAGAGCUAAGUCAAAGAAAGGCACAAGUCAAAUAAAGUCAGCAGGGGCUGCACUUGUUCACAGUUGCCCAGUGUGCAAGUCACAGAUGCCAGACCCAAAAACCUACAAACAGCAUUUUGAAAGCAAACAUCCAAAAGUUGAUCUUCCUGAAGAACUCAAGUCAGUUUGAGGAAAAAGAAGGAAGAUUAUGAAGCAACUGGAGAAAGAGAAAAUGAAGACUGUCUUUCUUUUGCUUGGUUAUCUAAAAGUCAAUACUGUGAACAAAUUGAUAAUUUAUGACCUUAUGAACAAGAAACAUUUAACUCUUGUGUUGAACAUGAGCUUGGAAGUACCACCUCGGUUUAACAAAAGUUACUUGCUUGGUUAAAAACCCUUAAGGAAAGCUUUCUUCUUUUAUAUUCAGCCAAUAAAAAAAAGAAUAACAAGCUUCACCUGUCCCAAUGCAAAGUCAUUGAAAAGCAAAAUGCCAAACUGUGUUUACUGGAUCUCCAUUUGCAGGAUGGUACUGUUUCUAAAUCAAUGAUGAAUUAAAUUGAGGAAUUGUGUACCUGUGAGACAGCCUCAAUAAAUAAAUGAAUUUAAUAUCACUCUUAAAACAUUGAUCAUCAACUUUUUGUUCUCCACCUCUUUUUGAAAUUUUUGCUGCAAUUAAAUGUGCCAUAUGAAGCCUUUAUAAAUUCCACUGCUUGAUCCAGAGGCUCUCAGUGCCCCUACACAUUCUUUUAGCUUCAUUUUUCAAAACCUGUUCUCUCUUCUGUCUUACUUUUUGCAAACUGGAUUGAAUGAGGAAAUUAUAAUAAGCAAAAUGUUUUUUCAUAGCUGCAAUGUUACUUGGGGACAAUUGUCACCCUGUGAUCAACAAAUAUCAUCCUUAAGAAUAAUAUCUUCCCUUAGAAAAAGUCACAUAAUGUGUAAGGCAAUGCUAGGAAUCAUAUUUUUGUUGCAGAUGUUAUUUCAUGGCUGUGUUUGCUAGUU
This is a messenger RNA of Rhopilema esculentum, 1169 nucleotides long. RefSeq names its product transcriptional regulator ZNF706. NCBI's taxonomy places the organism in Eukaryota, Metazoa, Cnidaria, Scyphozoa, Rhizostomeae, Rhizostomatidae. The record is from RefSeq and is a predicted model, not a curated record.